UUAUAUAUUUUUCGAAACGGGAUAGUGAUUAUUAGAAAAUUGAAUUGAAAAUAUAUUGAAUUGAAAGUGAAGCUGGUGUUAAGUGAAAAAAAUAUUGAAAUAACAAUUGAGAAAGCUGUGAAAAAUUGAAGUGAAAUUUUUGAUGUUAAGAAAUGCCUCUCCUUAAAAUUGACUUCAUCAACUAAGUGAUUCCAUACAGGUGGAACACUUCAAAUCGAAGGACCAAUAAAAUUGUAGUGUUUGACUCAGGCAUUCCGAAUACUAACUACCACGAUGUUCGGACGGAACAUCCCCACUAUAGCGCUAUAUUUGAUAAUCACCACAACACUAUGCAGAGCGGCUCCCGAACCAUUUAGCUGCAUGAGCUAUUUGGAAGAUGAUGGCAUACUGCUCGAAGAAGAGGAAGACAGAUCGGAUAAAUCCUAUAUAGAACCACCACAAUUUGAUGUGGGUGGUCUAACGUCAAAGGAAUACAGUCGUGUGAAUGAGGAGACGGAAAAGAGCCAGGAGGCAACAAUCCACUUACGGGUCUGUCCACCGGAAUUUACAUUCUGCUUUUCACUGUGGCGCAAGACCGAAAAUGGCUCGAAAAUUGAAAAACAAGGAUGCUGGAAAGAUAGUACCGAGGGAAAUGGCAGCUGUAGCCAUGCAGAGUGUGUGAGCUCAUCACCCACCUUGCGCAACAAUUCUCUGUAUUAUUGCUGCUGCUCAGGCAAUGCCUGUAAUCGCAAGGUGGCAGUGGUGGAACCAUCAUUCCUGGAGCUUUCUAAGAACAAUUAUGCCGACUCGAAUCCCCCCGAAACCCAUGAGAAGUUGUAUUGGUCCAAAUCGGCCAUCUGGUUGGGAAUGUUGGCCAUAAUUAUGGUCGUCACGGUGAUUUCCAGUUUUAUCUAUUGUCGCAGUGUUCGUGAGAAACCAAUUCCGGAAGAGGCUCCCUUGGCACCAUCGGGCCCAGGCUAUAGUUCGAAUUUACGAAAUGUGGAUAAUUUAAAUUUGAUUUGUAUGCUGGACAAGGGGAAAUAUGGAACGGUGAUGAAGGGUUUGCUGCAUGACCAGGAGGUGGCGGUGAAAAUAUUCCCAGAGGCCCAUCAGCAGUAUUUCAUAAAUGAGAGGAAUAUCUAUUCGUUGCCGUUGAUGGAUUGUCCGGCUUUGCUGACGUAUUUUGGUUAUGAUGAACGCCAUACCCUGGAGGGCAAGGUGGAAUACCAUUUGGUCUUGUCCCUGGCUCCCUUUGGCUGCCUUCAAGAUUGGCUGAUACCCAAUGCCAUGAAUUUCGAAACCUUUUGCGGUAUGGUGAAGAGUAUUACCCGAGGCCUGUCGCAUUUGCAUACGGAACUGCGUCGCGGCGAUGACCACAAACCCUGUAUUGCCCACAGAGAUUUGAAUACCCGUAAUAUUUUGGUGAAAUCCGAUCUCAGCUGUUGUAUAGCUGAUUUUGGUUUUGCCCUGAAAGUUUUUGGUCCCCGCUAUGAAUAUAAGGGAGAAAUUGCAGAGGCUGAGACGAAGAGCAUAAAUGAAGUGGGGACGCUGAGAUAUAUGGCUCCCGAGCUCUUGGAAGGGGCUGUUAAUCUUCGGGACUGUGAAACUUCGUUGAAACAAAUGGAUGUUUACGCCCUGGGUUUGGUGCUGUGGGAGGUGGCAACACGCUGUUCUGAUUUCUAUCCCCCCGGGCAGCCAACACCACCCUAUAAAGCUCCCUAUGAACUGGAGGUAGGUUCCCAUCCUUCCUUCGAUCAAAUGCAGUCUUUGGUUGUGCGACAUAAGGCCCGACCUCUGUUCCCUGCCGGUUGGGGUGGGGGUCCAGCUGUGAAGUUGAUACGUGACACCUGUGAAGAUUGUUGGGAUCAUGAUGCGGAGGCCCGUCUCACCUCGCUGUGUGCCGAGGAGCGUAUGCAUGAGGCAGCCUCCAUUGGUAUGCGUCUCAAUGGCCAUCUGCCGGCAACCACACCCCUGCUAAGUACCAAUAACCUAUCAAAUGGCCUCCAUGAGUCCAUGGAUCACAAUCACAAGCCGAGGUCUCCCACAAAUGUGGACCCCAUGGUGGCGGAAACAAAUACCGUUCUGAAUCCUCCACCCAAUAAGAAAAAUCUACCCUAUGAGGUGAAUAACUGUGAGAGGCCUUCGACGACGGAAAAGAAUCAUUUGAUACAGCCACAGCAGCAAAUACAGCCAUAUCAGGGGAGGAAUCCAUGUCAGGAACGCAAUCUGGCCCCCUCCUCCAUGAAUUGUCCCCAGCAAUUGAUUCAACGCAGCAAGAAACAUAGCUUUCAAACACCCACUGGGGAGGAGAAUAGCUUCUCCUGUCUGGAUGAUGAUGUUUCGGUGGAGGAAUUAAUUGCCGCCAGGAGUUCCAAGAAAUUCCCCUCCCUCGAACAUGAGGAACAUAAUCCCAUUAACAAUGGCACGGCCACACACAUGGGCCAGGGAUUUCCCAAACAACAGAAUACCGAACGUAAACUCAAAGGAUGGCAUGGAGUCCGAGCUCUGAUACAAAAGAAACUCUUUCGCAAGGCAGACAUUGCCCGCCUGGAUGCCUUCCGGCAAUUAAAUGGCGAUGAGAAAUCCAAUUUGGUGGAGAAAAAUCAUCAUCACCAGAAUCAUCAGCAGCCGCAACAACAUCACAGCAAGCCAGUGGUGAUAAGUUUUAUAGAUCGGGAGAAGGUAAAUUGUGGCAAAAGCAAUUCUGUGACGCUACCCGAGCCACCUCACCAAAACGGCUAUGCCGUGAAUAAACGACCCAAUAACCUGGACCUAAGUCCGGUCAAUCAAACCAAUGGCUUUAAGCUGACACCCCAGAAUCCCAUCACCACCAUUGCCGAGGAAACGGACAUCAAUGAUGAUGCCUCCGCCACCACGGACAAUGUUGAAUAUCGCCUCAAAAGUUUAGACAAACGAAAGUCCACACCUGCCCACAAUGUUGUCUCCCGCUCUAAGUCGUCGAAUUUAGUGAAAUCUUUAAAUAGCUCCAACAACAAUCUCCAUGAGGCCGAGCUGAAGGCUCUCAACGAUGCAGUGAUUUUGAGGAAUCAUUCGGCCUCGGAGCCUCAGUUUCGGCGCCAACGUAGCCUUGAAGUAUUCCGCGAGGUAUUCAAUGCCCGCGGCAGUAAUGAACGUCUCCGUGAUCCUAGUCAACGGGUAAAGACGCCCGGUGAUGUACCGCCAUCUGUACGCAAAAUACGGGCCUCGAAAACCCUGAGUCUCUACGAUGAUCGCAUGAUGGACUCAUCACUGCUCAAUGUGCUUUAGCAUGAAGAAGUUCUGCUUCUUGAAUUGUAGAAGCAGAACUAUUGAGAUUUUUGCACUUUCUCACUCUCUGUAUUUACAUUUCAAGCCAUGUCUGUCUGUCAGUCUGUCUUUGUGACUAAUCUAAGUAUGAAUUAAAAAAUUCAAAUCAUAAUCAUUUGUAGAUCGAAAUAGUUAAUCGAGUAUUUGUAUAUUUUUAUUUAUUUUUGUAAUCCACAAUUGCCCCAUUAAAAUACUCAUAAUCAUAUUCGUAUAUAGAGAUAAAGAUAUGUAUAUCACAAUAUGGCAUCUCAUAUCUCAGAUCCCCUCACACACACACACUCACAUCUACAUACACAAUUGUAUAGCUCUUAAGAUAUAUACACCAUGUACACAUGUAUGCCGUAUAACAAAAAAAAUAAUCCAUAAAUUUCAUUGAGGUAAUGUUCGAUCAGGACCAAGGCAAAUCAUAGGACGGAUAUAUGAGGCCUCUCGUAACGAGAAUGUAAUUGAAGUUGCCCUUUUUCGAUUUAUUUAAAAGGUGGAAAAUGUCCUUCCAAAAUUAAAAAAAACCCACUCGGACUCAUUUACAUAUUUUUUCAGUAUUGUUGUCAUCAUUCACCUGAAUAGCUUUUUCAUACCCUUCACCAUUUAUUGAUCGGCAUAAAAUUCUAUGUCGAUUAAGCGAGGUCCGUCUGUCUAUACGUCUGUGGAAAUCGCUCUAGCUUCCAAACGAAAUAAGGAAGGUUGAUGAAAUUUCACCCAAAUGUGUAUUAUGUCUGAAGGACUUUUGAUAUUGAAAAUGGGUCAUGUAGGUCCACGUUUUGGUAAAGCCCCCAUAUAAUGGUACCUCCCGAUAUUCGGUACUUUGAUUAUUUUAGCGACAUUUUUUUACCGGAAUUGUUUCAAAAUUAAUAUUUAAAGUUCGUAAUAGAUGCUACAGCAUAAAACAGAAAAUGGUCUAUGUAGGUUCACGUCUUCGUAUAGCCCCCAUGUAACGGUACCCCACGAUAUUCGGUAUUUUGAUGAUUUCAGUGACAUUAUUCACCGGAAUUGUUUCAAAUUUGAUAUUUGAAGUUCGAAACGGAUGCUACAGCCUAAGACAGAAAAUUUUCUGUGCAGGUCCACGUCUUCAUAUAGCCCCCAUAUAACGGUACCUCCCGAUAUUCGGUACUUUGAUGAUUUUAGCGACAUUUUCACCGGAAUUGUUUCAAAUUUAGUGUUUGAAGUUCGUUACGAAUACUGCAGCCUAAGACAGAAAUUGUCUGUGCAGGUCCAUGUCUUCGUUUAGCCCCAAUAUAACGGUACCUCCAUAUAUUCGGUAUUUUGAUGAUCGUAUAACGGCUAUAUUCGGUAUUUUUAAGAUUUUAACGGAUUAUAUAUUUUUUUUGAAAAUUGCCAGAUUCGUUCCAAAUGGUGGAGGGUAUUCAAAGAUCGGCCCGGCUGCACUUACAGAUUUUUAACUUGUUUAAGUUACUAAAAA
Molecule: messenger RNA, 4705 nt
Organism: Musca domestica (house fly)
Lineage: Eukaryota; Metazoa; Arthropoda; Insecta; Diptera; Muscidae
Gene: wit
Product: bone morphogenetic protein receptor type-2
Exons: 6
Coding region: 274-3246 (990 amino acids)
Biological process (GO): protein phosphorylation; BMP signaling pathway; cellular response to growth factor stimulus
Cellular component (GO): plasma membrane; signaling receptor complex
Molecular function (GO): ATP binding; transforming growth factor beta receptor activity
Source: RefSeq, a predicted model, not a curated record